This is a messenger RNA of Styela clava, 3015 nucleotides long. RefSeq lists its product as uncharacterized. The record is from RefSeq and is a predicted model, not a curated record. NCBI's taxonomy places the organism in Eukaryota, Metazoa, Chordata, Ascidiacea, Stolidobranchia, Styelidae.
AGGUGCUUUAUAUAUUAGAAAAAAUCAUUAAGGCAUGGAUGAGCCACUGAUGUUUGAUAAUGAAACAUUGGACGUCGAUGAAUUUUUAUACGAUGUAUCUCUGCAUCUCAGAAGAAGGGACAUACGCACGUUACUUGUGUAUUUGGGUAUGCCCGAUAAAGAUAUCGAAGAAUUACUUGCGGAAAACACCAGAAAAACGAGAGGAAAAGAGCGCGGAAUGUUGACAUCCAACGGUCUCGUUGUUGAUGGAAGUUCUGUAAUAAAUUUUCUUGAACAACGAAAGCGAACGAUUAAAGCUUGGUGGUUUUAUGCAGCAAAUACAAACUUGAGAGCAACGCCAGCACAACAGAAUGUUAAAAUUGUGGAAUCAAGGACGACAUCAUUGCCAGAAAUUAAAGAAGAAAAAGAAGGAUAUUUAGUGUCACAAUUGAAGAAAGAUGAGCAUGGAAAUGUGGUGAAUUUCAUGAAGUCAAAUACAAAUACAGUAAAACGCCCGGAAAUAUCAAUUUCCGUUGACGAAUCAGAAAAUCCACAGGUUUCAGUGACUGCCACUCCUCCGCCAAUCACAACACAGUCUUUGUUCCCGCCUGUAAUCGAUUCCGAAAUUCCGGGAACCCCACCAAUGAGGAGAGAGGAACAACAUCAACAUCGCGUAAUUGAGGUUCCCGCGCAUCUUCCUGAUCUAAAUGAGGUUAACGAUUCGGCGUCGCAAACACAAAAUAAAAAUGCAAAUUCCAAUCAAUCCAACAGAAGAUUGAAGUGGGGUAAAGAUCAUGAACUGCAGCAUGAUGCGAGUAAUGUAACAGUUAGUGAGACCGGAGUAACAUUAGAGGAACUUUUACGUAAACUAUGGAGGUGUUUACAAUCAUGUGGAUUAUCAAGAGUUGUCGAUGAAUUGCAACAGAGGUGGAUGAUUAGAGUUGACACUAAACAUAGAAAAGCGGACAUGUUUCCAAAAAUGACGUGGGGGACACCACCGCCCCCUCAGACACCAUUUACGUAUCCACCCUACAAAAGAAUCGGACAUAUGGCAGUAAUGGGGGCACCGAUGGCGAUUGAAACAAGACCGCUAGAAAAUUUCCGAGUUGAAAAACUUGCGAUGACUUCAUCAAUGGACACGCCUCGAGGGAACGGAGACACUUCAAGCGCGGGGAAAACGUCUCGUCCAUCUGCUCGUUCAGUGGUUUCGUCUUUGGACAACGUGAGUGUGGCAACGUCGUUUCCUGCCCGUGACGCAUGGAAGAUGAGAACAGAUACAGUGAGAAGACGUGGAGCAUCACUGACAGCACAUAUUCUUGUCGACCAAGUCGUUCUUCCUGCACACCUGGUGGCAGCAUGGGGCUCGAGUCUUCACGUGACUCCAUACCAAAUGAGAGAGAAAGCCGCAAGAGUAUUUCUUGGUUACGUCACUCGAGAUGGGAGAGAUUUAUGCAGGGCAGUUGACAGAAUUGAGAGAAUCCGUGGUCUUGUCGUUGAAAAUGCAGUGAAGCGUAUCGUUAAUGGGAGUCUUUCCUCUUCUAUAAUCGACACUGUUGGUUCGGAACUCGUAAUCCAAUGCAGAUGUCUGUAUCCAGAGACCGUAGAACAAUUAUGGUUGUGGUAUCAGAGUGGGCAACUACGUGAAAGUAUGCAGGCCGGCCUUGUAACAAAGCGCGUGCGCCAUGCUUGCUCAGUGGAGCAACUCCAACUUCGUGUGUACAUUGCAGAAGAAGAAUACAGACGAGCACUAGGGUUAUUGAGACGAAAGCCCAUGCCAAACACUAAAACAGGUCGAUAUCACGUGACAUCCGGCUCAGGGGGAGUGGCCGGAGGGAACAGUGGACUAAGUCGUCCGCAACGACAAGCAUUGUCAUCUGUUACAAAAUAUCUCAAGCUACCGGCACCUUCACCUAGCAAAGGAAUGCCUAAUGCUUACCUAGGAUCACUCUCGUUCCCGCCGCCAGGGAGCGGUGGCUUUGAUACUGAGAUGAGAGCAAAAACUGUCAUCUUCGGUGGGAAACGAACAAAAUCUAGUCGAGCCCUGGUUGAUAAGAUUUUAAAUAAAGAAGUCCAAUCCCUUAGGCAAAGGGUUCGUAUGUGUGAAGAUGAAUGGUGCGAGUUUGCAGCACGUGACUUGGCCAUCAUGCUUCGAAGUGCACGCAACGUCAUGCAACGUAGAAUCACUGGCGUUUUCACACAACAGCAACUCACGCCGAAGUGUACAUCACUUAGCCUACUUCGUGCUCUUCAUAAAGCAUUGAUGUUUCGCGCGGGGCAGCACAGUGCUGCAGCGACACCAAGAGGUAUAUCAGGAUCGGCCAGUAUUCUAAACGUCCAUAGCAGCAUAUCUCUUUAUCCAAGCGAAGUUGCAUUUUCCAAUCACGACCUCGUGACGACAUCUGAUGAUGAUGAAAUAAUUGUCAAGGCAAGAAAGCAAGAAGAACGAGAUUUUGCAUCUGCUUUUGCACACUUCGCAGACUUGGUUUCAGAAUUGUCAUCAUGCAGAAGAUUAGUUCAAGAAAAAAUUAUAUCAAGAUUAACAACAAAUCCAACAGUUGCACACUCAAAACAGUUGUACUUAACUAAGGACAUUUACAUGCUAACAGAAAGAUGGAGAAUACUUGUUUCAAAAAAUUUCAAUAUUGAACACGAUCUGACCGUUCAGUUAUUAUCCAGGCAAAUAUUGCACGAACCUUCCAUGUCUGCAGUCAUUCCUCCGGAUCUUCAAGAGCAGUUUCCCGGAUUCAUUGGUCUUCUUCCUGCAACAUUUCAAGUCGCUGACGAAGUGCUAGAAAAACUGCAGGAUGUGUUGACAAGUGGAUAUGGUUCAAGUGUCGCUGCAUCUAUGGUAUAUCCGUCAAUAACUGGAGCUGAUGGCCAACAGCAAACCAUAUCUGUGCGUGUUGUUGUGUAACGUCAAAUGAUGUAUGCACUGUCGGAUAAGACAUGAUAAAUAUGCAUAUAUAUACAUAUAAAACGUUCUGAGUUGAGGCGAAGAUUGAAUAUUUUAUUAAAUAGAAAAUUUUACAAUGCAAA